GCUAAUGUAGGUUAAUAGCAACAUUUGUGUUUGGAGUAUCUUUAAGUGGGUAUUGUUUUCUUUAAAAAUAAAUAAAUAGCAUUUAAAGCUGUGGAGUUGGUGCGUCUUUAAAUGAUCAAGGCUACCUCAAAUGAAAUACCCAUAAGUCAAAUCACUACACAGGUGGAAUGAGUGCCAAAAGGAGUGAUGCCAAGUUGUAUGAAAAGUUUAAAGUGGGAGCACCAGAAAUGCUGGCCCAAAUCAUCCAGCUGCUUGCAUUCUGCCGUAAACUGGGCAUCCAUGUGCCACGAGGGGUCAAGAACCUCUUUGAGUUCACAUGGGAGGAGCUAACAGUAACGACACAGAGGAAAGCCGUAACUGGAGAGUACUAUCCUGUGGUUCACUUUGUUCCCACCAUGGAAUCAUCUUUCUCUAGCACAACCUACAAGAGCCAUGCAGUCAGGAAAUCUAUCACAAGAGGCACAUUGUCAGAGCCCUGCUACAUGUCUCCUUCAGCAGAAAAUCAACAAAUACUCCUCAAGUUCCAGCGAAGGUCAGUCCACCUGUUGAGUGAACUUCUCAAGCUGAAGAUGAAGGCCAUGAUUGAUUCUGUUACUGGACGUAGCUCCGAGGAGGUCACCAGAAAGUUUUUGGAGGCAGGUCAGCUGCUAUGUCCCAAGAACCAGGAAGAGGCUGCAGAAUUAAUGGCACCCAAAAAAAAAGUGUCGCACCUCAAGACCAUUCCUAUUUCCUCCACCAUCCAACUAAUACACCAAGUCUCUGUGUCCUGCCUCUCCUUCUCACUCGCAUCAAAGGAAAACAAACCACCAAAGGCCCCAGGUUCCUCUAAAUUCAAACCUGUACAGGAGGUGAUAAAUUUUGACCAUCAGCAUGACCCAUGCCCAGAAGCCAGGCAGAAGCUCAGAGAAAUGUGUCGAUUUAUAGAGGAAGAGAAGGCUGCAAUGAAAGCAAAAGGUCACACAAGGCCCCUCACAGUGCGAAACUAUGCCUCUGUGCUCGGGUCACUGUCCGUCUCUCCUAAGAAAGGUGGGCAGAUGGUUCCACAGCCAACAGAACACAAGCUUAAACCACCAAAGCUCUAUUUUGCCUUUCCUGAUGGCACAACGUUUAUUUUUUAUCCAACAGGAAGUAUUGCUGCUUGCCAGUUCCCCAUGUGCUGCAUGGGAAAAACAAUCACCCUUCUCUUUAAUAAUGCUCCAAGCCUAGCUCUGCUUGCCUCUUUUAUAGUGGACCACCAGGCAUGUGUGUGUUACUCCUUCAAAGCCAGAUGUUCACUUGCAUUAAUGAUGGAUCUUGAAGGUGGAGCAGUUUGGGACAGAGAUGGAUAUUUAACACAUAAGUGGAGUUGGUCUUCAAAGACCCAAAUUUUACAGUCUUUAGAAUUUCAGAUAAAUGAAGAGCUAAAACUGAAGGUACUUGGUGAAAAUUCCAUUACGCUUUCUUUUUCCUGUUUGAAUGAGACCAUCAAUAUGUCUUUGUCAAGAGCUCCAUGUACACACCCUCCCAAAGCUGACAAACGGGAAUUUGCAAAAGCAAAUGACAGUGAGGAGAAGGAGCAACAACUGAAGAGAGCCUUAGAAGAGAUUAAGAAGCGAUUUCAGAAAACAGUGAAACAAUUUAUAAAUGCCAUUUUGAUAGCAUCAGGUAUAAUUCCUAUAGAAUAUCCAGUCCUAGCAGAAGCAAAGCAUGUCAAAUUUAAAAUGAAACCACCACCAUCUCAGACCUGGGCUAAAAGAGCGAAAGAAGAAUGUUUUCCAAUAGCAUCAGAAACAAAAAGGCCUCAAAAACCUCCUAGAAGGCCUGCUGAUAGAAGGGUUCCUUCUAAGCCUUCUAGCCGACUUGUGGACCAAAGGAGACCUUCCAGUUACUUGGAUACAGUGACUCAACCAAAGCCAGCACCCAGAGUUAAAACUGUUUCAGCUGCGGAUGCCCACCCUCCCAGGACCUGGGCAUCCUCUACUGCUGACUGCCCAAUUGUGCUCCGGAGGCUGCUGUCCAAACAGGAUUCUGGUUUGGGCUGCAAAUGUGUCGUGAAAAUUCCAUUUGUUACCGACUUGGAGUUUGACAAGUUUAUCUCAGCCCCCAGAAAGUCUGAUCAGAUCCUGGUGAUCUUUGUCCUGUCAUCCCAAAAUCCUUCCUAUUCUCCCUUCUUGGAGUGGAUGUUACAGAGUCUAUACAUGGAAGAACAGCAUGGCCGCCCGUCCCCUUGCAUUCAGUGCAGACAUGACCCUUACCGCUUACUGAGGUAUGACAUGGACAGGGUCAUAAGACAAAAGCCACCCCUGCCUCCUCUCCUCGUGCGGAAGCAUGCUGUCACUCCGGGAAUGGUGCUGAUGUACGCUGGAGGGAAGCUGCUCUUCGGGGGCUCUGUUUUCAACGGAUAUGGCUGCAGCAAGAAGGACCUGCUGAAGCAGAUCAGCCAAGCUCGCCUCGACUGCAAGAUGGGUCACUUCCUGCCAGAGAGUUUCAAAUUUAGUGCUAUCCCUGUAGAGGACCCUGACCAGGACAAAUUGAAGAAUGAAGAAGAUUCAGUGGAGAAAAGUAGUGAAGAGCCUCUCUCAGUGCCCAAGGGGGAAAAUGCUUCUCGCUCAAAGCUAAAGCUACUAAGGACUUUGACAGCCAUUAAGUGCAUCCGUUCAAUGCAAGAACAGAAGCAGAAGAAAAACCAAAAAUCUCAGAUAGCACAAGCAAAAGGGAACAGAAAGAACAGUGAGACCAGUAAAUAGACACCUCACGGAUCAAUUUCACACCGACAGAGACAUGGCCAAAACUAUUUAAACUUACUCUGCCAUUUUUUCCAAUCUGUUAUAUUUUGAUUGCUAAUAACCAGAAAUAUUUACUUUUCAAAUCUGAAUAUAAAAUUGCAGUCAGCAAGUGCGUCUUUGUUUGCUUAGUCCUGUUUUCUUCAAUUAAAGAAAGUUUACCCCAUAUACAAUGGUCCUGAUGACAGCAUAACUCCUGGAGAAUCCCAAAAGAACA
Pelodiscus sinensis (Chinese soft-shelled turtle) is the source of this 2979-nucleotide messenger RNA. It is a transcript of the gene FAM194C, whose product is annotated as family with sequence similarity 149 member C. NCBI's taxonomy places the organism in Eukaryota, Metazoa, Chordata, Testudines, Trionychidae. The record is from RefSeq and is a predicted model, not a curated record.